Messenger RNA from Nymphaea colorata (pocket water lily), 1298 nucleotides. RefSeq names its product anamorsin homolog. Gene Ontology annotation, biological process: iron-sulfur cluster assembly. The transcript has 8 exons. Gene Ontology annotation, cellular component: cytoplasm. Bases 223 to 1026 code for a protein of 267 amino acids. The record is from RefSeq and is a predicted model, not a curated record. Lineage: Eukaryota; Viridiplantae; Streptophyta; Magnoliopsida; Nymphaeales; Nymphaeaceae. Gene Ontology annotation, molecular function: iron-sulfur cluster binding.
UCGUUUCGCGUCAAAACUUGAUACUCGUGAGGAGUUCUCUUCUUCUUUUGAAUUCCUUGAGGUCGGCGAUUUCUUCAACCCUAGGCGCCGAACGCCGGAGAGAUCAUAGUUGGCUGCCGUCUCGAGCUAUAGGCACGAAGAGGGUAGGAGGCGGCUCGAGUCUUUCUGUCGGUGGAGUGGGAGAUCGAUUCACUCUUUCUGAUCCAUCUACAGAAAGUCGAAAUGGAAGUGUUGUUGAUAACAGAUGAUGCCAUUCUGCCAAUCAAUUCAAUUUUGUCGAAAAUUUGUGAUAUAGAGCAUAAAGAAAUCACAGAAGUAAAUGUAUCGGUCAUUACUCAAGUUUCUUCCCUCAAUGGAAGAUUGCCAGUUGAAUCUUCAUCCAUCGACAUUGUUGUUUUGUUGGAAAGGGAGGUUGAGGUCCAAGUAGGUCAAUUGCUAGCUGAGAUUGUUAAGGGAUUGAAAGAUGGUGGAAAGGUCCUUGUGCAGAAACUUUUGCAACCAACUGGAACAACUGAAGAGGCACGUGCCACACUAGAACGUAGACUGGUCAUGUCUGGCUUUAUUGAAGCAGAAGUUGUUGCACUGGGACAGCUACUGCCAAGAGAAGAUGCUCAAUGUUUGACGGUGAGAGCCAAAAAGCCCUCCUGGAAGGUUGGUUCAUCAUUUUCAAUUAAGGCGGCACCAAAGAGCUUUCCAAAGAUUCAAAUAGAAGACGAUCUCAUCGACGAGGAUAGCCUGUUAACUGACGAAGACUUGACGAGACCUGAACUACCAAUUGGAGAUUGUGAAGUUGGAAGCACUCGGAAAGCAUGCAAGAAUUGCACGUGCGGCCGAGCUGAAGCAGAGGAAAAGGGUGAGAAGCUGGUGCUGACUGCAGAGCAAUUGAACAAUCCUCAAUCUUCCUGUGGGAACUGUGGUCUCGGAGAUGCAUUCCGAUGCAGCGGGUGUCCUUACAGAGGUUUGCCUCCAUUCAAGAUGGGGGAGAAGAUCACAAUCCCUGGUAACUUUCUAGCGGCUGAUAUCUAGCCGACUCCCCAAGUGAAAGAGGACUACCAGCAUCAGCUAAUAAUAUACCUCUUCUUCUUUUCAACUCAUCUAGAAAGUUGUAUUUGUCGGGGCGUGAGUUGCUCCUUUUUUUUUUUUGUUAUAAAAAGUUGGUGGAGAGAUGAGAGUAGGUUUUUAGCAGUCAGGAAAGCCGCUUGCCGUUGUUGACCAGCAGUCAUACUUCUCUGGAAAUUUACGUUUGAUGAUUUGAUUAGACACGUUGUAUCUGUGAAUGAAACUCUUUUUCCUUUCUA